CGUGUGAGUUACGUUAGUCGGUCGUGGAGCAUCGAUCGUUGAAUUAGAAGUGCACGCGUCGAUCGGAUUCGAACGGCCGACCACGGAAACGAAGAAGAAGCAUCGUGGAUAGGAGGCAAAGGAAGAAAAAAGAAGAAAAAGAGAGAAGGGAGAAAGGAAGGAAGAAAAUCUCUUUCCGGUGGUUCAGGUUCGGUAACCAAGUUAGAAGGAAAUAAAGGAAGAGAUCGUUAGAUCGAUCAUUUACGAGGCGACGAGGAAAUCACAGUCGCGAAGCCGGAUCGCUGAGCGCGAUCGUUCGCUUGUGAAUCGGCAACGAAUCGGUGUUUGCGGUCAAUGAAGGCACGUAAGAGCCGCGAGAAAAGUAAGUCCAUCAAUCAUACAGGCCGACUGUAGUGCCGCUCGAGUUUCCUCUCCAAUAAUCGGUGCAGGCCAGUCGAUACGCCGUGGAAAGAGAUCCUCCUUGAGACGAAGGGAUUGACACAGCCCAGGCCCGAACGAAUCUUCCCCCUUUAUCGCGAAACCGUUCGUUGCGGUGUGUCAGUGCUAACAGCUGCCAAAGAUGCAACGGCAAGAGGGCGAACUUGAAGAACUCGGGGGCGUUUUAGGGGGUUCCACCGCCGGUGCCCUUGCCCUUGGCGGCAGGUACAAACCGGAGGAGCUUUCCACAUUGGCGGCCAACACCAGGUUCUCCAAGAAGGAGAUACAGCUUAUCUAUCGCGGAUUUAAGCAGGAAUGUCCUACAGGCCUCGUCGACGAGGAAGCGUUCAAGCAGAUCUUCUCACAGUUCUUCCCACAGGGAGAUGCCAGCCAGUACGCUCAUUACGUCUUCAACACCAUGAAGAGGAAACCGUCUGGGAAGAUAAGCUUCGAAGAAUUCCUGACCAUCUUGUCGAAAGUUUCGAGAGGAUCGGUGGAGGAAAAGCUUCAGUGGAUAUUUGGACUCUACGACCUGGACGGGGAUGGAUUGAUCAGUAAAGAAGAAAUGUUGGAUGUGGUUGGUUCAAUCUACGAGAUGUUGGGUCGUUACACCCAGCCGCAAAUAGUUGAGCCGCAUUUGGCUGCCCGAGAACACGUCGAUCGUAUUUUCCACUUAAUGGACGCAAACAAAGACGGCGUGGUGACAAUCGAGGAAUUGGUACAAUGGUGUUCCAAGGAUGAACAACUCUUGCGGAGUCUCGACACUCUCGACACUGUCUUAUGAGAUCUUUACGAUUAUUUUGUAACCUUCACUCAGCCCCCAAAUGUCACAAAUCCCCUGAAAAUUAUAACGCAACAUUCGUACGAGUUCCGCGGGUUGUUUCUAAAAUUUCGAUUCCAGCGUUUAAUAUCUGACAAUUCACGUGAGGAAUUAAGUAUCCGUCGGAAAUACUAACUCGAACUCACCGAA
Messenger RNA from Bombus pyrosoma, 1387 nucleotides. RefSeq names its product Kv channel-interacting protein 2-like. Gene Ontology annotation, molecular function: calcium ion binding. The transcript has 5 exons. The record is from RefSeq and is a predicted model, not a curated record. Bases 560 to 1201 code for a protein of 213 amino acids. Lineage: Eukaryota; Metazoa; Arthropoda; Insecta; Hymenoptera; Apidae.